GGGAGCCAGAGCACAGCCGGGAGCUGCAGGUGACAGGUGAGCCAGCCCUGCUGGAUUUAUCGUCUUGCCCAGCUCACGUUACCUGGGUAAUUUCUCCCCCUGUUACCCCAGGUCUGCUUCUCUUUCCCUGCACAGAUUCCCGGCUGCAGAUAUUCACAGAACCCUCCUCCCGGGCCCUGCUGGGCUCUGGGGCGCUGCUGAAAUGUCGGUUCGACGUCGGGGGGCCGGUCGAUCUGAGCUCCCUGCGGGUUCAGUGGUAUCUGUUUGAGGAGAGGAUCGCGCAGUACGACCAGGGCAGGGGAGAAUCCCAGGUCAGAGCGAGCGUGUCAGAGCAGGAGUUGGAGAACGGGAACGCAUCCCUGUCGCUCUCCGGUGUGUCGGUGUCGGAUGAGGGGCUAUAUAAAUGCGUCGUUGGUUACGGUACAGAGCAGCUGCAGGGAGAGACGACCCUCCGUGUGCUUGCUGCUCCCAGACUCUCCAUCCCCCGGCGAGUGGUCAGGACAGACGCAGCGACCUCCUUCCCCUGCCACGUGUGGGGAUUCUACCCCGGGGACGUCACCGUCACGUGGCUGAGAGACGGGCGGGUUCUGACUGAUGCCACCCACUCUGCCCCCCAGAGGAACCCGGACGGGACCUUUAACCUCACCCUGACCUACACCUUCACCCCCACCAUGAGCAACUCCGGCAGCAUCUUCUCCUGUCACGUCACCCACGCGGCUCUGGCUCAGCCCCUGCGGGAGGAGUUCCCCUGGCUGUAACAGACGCUCCCAGGAUCUCCAUCCCCCAGCGAUCGGGAACGAAAUUCACAACAACCUCCUUCCCCUGCCACGUGUGGGGAUUCUACCCCCGGGACAUUGCCGUCAUGUGGCUGAGAGACGGGCGGGUUCGGCCUGAAUCC
Messenger RNA from Chrysemys picta bellii (western painted turtle), 898 nucleotides. The record is from RefSeq and is a predicted model, not a curated record. Lineage: Eukaryota; Metazoa; Chordata; Testudines; Emydidae.